GGGAAAGGGGGGGCGGUGCUCAGGCGGGCGGCCAGUGUGGCUGAGAUGGCGUCGAGCAGCUCUGCAUGGAACCGAUUGGCUCGGGAGUAUGACAGCUGAACACACACACACACACACACACAGGGGAGAGGCAAUGUGUGUACCUCUGUCUACUGACUGACCACGAUCUCUCUGAGGUCGCUGGUGCCAAUGCUGUCGACGCCCUGCCGCACCAGCCACCCCCCAGCCGCGUCGAAGAACUCAGGAUGCGACACGUCCAGCCGGCCAAAACCCGACAGUAUCGACACCAUCGCACACACAUCCGUUGCAUCUGCCGGCUCAUCUGGGUCGCUCUCAUUGGACGGUGCUGCUGCUGCUGCUGCUCUUGUCUGCGGCUGGCGCGAUGCCCGCGCUGCCAGUCGUCGGUGCCGCGGGGAGAUGCCAGGGCGUUGUGGUGUGAUGGCUGUGUAGAUGUGGUGUGCGAUGGAGGUGAGGGUGCGGGUGUCGCUGAUGCGCAGACGGGCGUACCUGCAGAUGCAGAUGAGAUGGGAAGGAGACCGACCGACCAGCGUGCAGUGCAGCGAGUGCAUGGUGUGUGCUGCUUGUGUGCUGCUGUUUUCAUGUUGCGUCGGGUUUUGUUUGGUGACACAGCUUGCUUACGCAGUGAGGAUGGCCGCCAGCUGGGGCAGAGAGAAGUCGCUGACAAGGGGGACAGGGGACAGGGGAGGGGAGUAUAGCAUCCGUGGGUGUGCUAUAGCGGCUUACGCAAUGUUUGCCUUGAGUGCUGCCGCGAGCACAUGGAAGGCCGGCUGGUCGCGAAACCGAAGACGUGCAAAGGAUGACGCCAACGCCACCACAUCCCUGCACAGACAGCACAACACAACCACCGAUGGAUGGAUGGGAUGACACACAUCGACCAUCGACACAGUAAGUAACAUCAAUGCAGAGUUCUGUCUGACGUGUGUGCGUGUCUGCAUUCAUCGCUCACACACAUUACAUUGGCUGUAGUUCCUCGAGAGCAGCAUGCAGCCAUGCAGCCACGAAAUGGAGAUAAGUCGGAUCAUGAUACCCCAACCUGAUCGCACCGCACACGUGGCCAGCCAGCCGCAAAAGACACACACGAUUUCGCCCUUGUCUGUCUGCCGUCAUCAAUCACCUUGCGAAUGCGUCCGUCGCGUUGGCCACAUCACGAGCAGUGAGGGGCGCGGCAACGUCAGCCGGAUCGUUGCUGUCACCCGGUGCUGAGCCUGAUGGAGCGUAUGCGGCCGUGCGGGCAGCAAGACGCUCCUGCAGGAGGCUCGACACAGCAGAGAGGAAACCUACAGACACAACACAACAGGCUCGAGGAUACCGGCCCCUCCUUGCAAUUGGGGUGUGUGUGUGUGUAUGUGUUGUGUGUUUGUCGCUCCGCUUACCUUCAUCCUUGACGGCGACUUUCGCCAGUCCAUUGAGUACAGUGGCAAUCGUGCCGCUGCCCACAUGCACCAGUCCCCUACUCACCAUCGCACCCAUCACCUCACGCACCAGCCCCUCGUCACGCAAAUCCACACGCGCCCAGGCAUUCACCAGCAUGCCCAGCUCGACACACGACGUGCCGCCACCCGCUCCGAUGCUCACAGACUCACUCUCGGCCGAAUCAUCUUCACCGCCAGACUCACUUCCCCUCUUCGCAAGCAGCCCUCGCGCCUUGUCAGACAGCAGGCGGAAGAGCGGCCCGUCGACGAUGUGAAAAUGGGCGUACGCGUUGGCAAUGGCGGCGACGCUGCGAAGCUCCAGCGCGGCCAUCAGGUUGGGCCGUGGUCGCUGCAGGGCGGCAGAGAAACGCUGGAAGGCCGGGAGGGCGUCCUCUCGGCCGACAGCUCCGCAUCUGGCCAUGGCGUUGGUCAGCAUCGCCACGGCAGGGCCAUCCACCCCGUCAGCAGCGAUACCAUCAGGAGCCGAGGAAUGCUGACUCAGUUGGCGGAAGAAGCGCCGGAGCCACUGUUCCUCAGACAAGGCCAAGGGCAGCCGCACCAGCGCAUUCGCAACGAUCGCCACAUCGCGCCCGCUCGGUGCUGCACCACCACUGCCUCUUUCCAUGUGCUUCGUGAGCAUGUCAGCCACCGCCCUGAGCCACCCCUUGAGCUCCUCUGACGUGCGGAAGCGGUCGUCAGGCGUCCGCACAAACGUGUUGGUCAGAAAGGCCGCUGUGCUCGGCUCCAUCUCGCCCAUCCUGGCAGCAGAGUGGGCGGCGAGGGCGCGCCAGAGGAAUGCAUCAGCUCCACUGUUGCUGCUGGUCUGUCGGAUCUCUGCGGCGAGGAGGGAUAGAUCUGACGGCUGGACUGAUGUGAGCCGCUCGAUGAGUCGUUCGCUGUAGAGUGAGGGCGGAAUGCCUUCCAGGGAGAGGCGAGAGAUCGUGGAUGCCGCCUGGCGGACAAUGCAAGAGGAACGACUCAUCGUUAGGC
Messenger RNA from Vitrella brassicaformis, 2423 nucleotides. NCBI's taxonomy places the organism in Eukaryota, Vitrellaceae. The record is from the annotation of a GenBank genome assembly.